AUGGACAAAGUCCUAAUGGACAAAGUCCUAAUGGACAAAGUCCUAAUGGACAAAGUCCUAACACUCUUGUGGCAUAAAGCGGGUACUUCGAGAGUUGCCGUCCGGGCCAAUGCAAUCGAAAAUGUACUAGAUGUCUUGAGGGAUGCAGAUGACCCGUUUGAAAUAUUCUAUCAGCUCGGCGGGGCCACCGCCCAGAGUAGUAAUGAAACGACCAGCCAUGAAAUGACCAGCCAUGAAAUGACCAGCCAUGAACAGACCAGACGUGGACAGAGCGAUUUGGAGCUGAGCGGGCGGGGUUAUGAGUCCAAUCGCAGAGUUUCGGGGAGCUGGAUUCCUUUUGAAUUGUUGGAGGUGGGCUUAGAAGAGCAGCGACCGUCUCGAGGACAAGACAAUCACCAGAACAAGGAAAAUCAUUAUGCGCAUGGGAGUGUGCCGCUUAAUGGUCAGGAUAAACAUAGAGAACCAGUGACUAUAACAAGAGAGAGUUUGCCGGCCGAUACAAGUUCGCGCGAGUAUCACGAACGCUUGAUGAAUGUAUUGAUGAACGAAUCCAACUCUGAGGAGACGUCGAAUAGUUUCAACCCGCGCCGUUCCCAUCGAGAGUCAAUGGAUAGCGUCCGGACGUCGACCAUGCCGGACAACGAAAUGGAUGUGUUGAACAUGCUGAUUGGGCAGAUGGACGACUCGCGCCACCGACCUCCAGAUGUCCACUCGACUUACAACAAUGACCAUCGCAAUGACCAUCGCAAUGACCAUCGCAAUGACCAUCGCAAUGACCAUCGCAAUGACCAUCGCAAUGACCAUCGCAAUGAAGAACAAGCAACCUCAGGAAGCGACAACGUUGAGAAGGCUGUGACUCGCAUGUUGCACCCGGAGCGCUACAGUUUGGCGGCGGAUUGGAAAUAUUAUGACGAGCCAGGUAGCAGCACCUCCGGGCGACAUGGAGACACGGAGACCGUUGACUUUCCGCUGUUGCCUCCCAUGCUGGGUAAAAGACCCAUAACACCAUUGGGCGAACGAGAUAAACGGAAGACCUCCACCCCACCAGAACCCGUACCGGGAAGGAGCAUUAUCCAGAGACUACGCCCACCUAAACCUUCAGACACGAAACCUUCAGAGAUCCCGCCCACCGCUGCAGCUAACGACGCUCCUACAAUCAACUACCCUCCAGCAACGAAGCUCUUCAGUACUCAAACCAAUGACGAUCAUGCAACCAGUGGUCUGGUAAUAAACGGCAAUGGUCGAACAGCCGAAGGCGUAAUGCACCUGGCCGACAGGGCAGAUAACGACGACAGGGUAGACGUCGGCGACCUGGCCCGGACUCUAGAGAGUAACGAUGUUGUCGCUAACGAUGUUGUCGCUAACGAUGUUGUCGCUAACGAUGUUGUCGCUAACGAUGUUGUCGCUAACGAUGUUGUCGCUAACGAUGUUGUCGCUACUAAAGCAAGUAAUGGGAAGGUGGUGAAAGAGCGGCCGAAGAAAAAAGCAGGUGUACAGCUGAGCAAGAAGACAUCCAAGCUAAGCAGACGAAACCUGAAGACAAAGUCACUGCCUCCGGACUCUCGAGCCAGCGUUGAGUCUCGAACCGGUGUUGAAUCUCGAGCCAGCGUCGAAUCUCGAGCGCCUGAGGGCAGACCGGAGCAGAAGGUUGGAGUGUCGGCUGUGUCUGAAGACGCGAACAAGAGAGACUCUCUACCGCAGUCGGAGGACCGUCGUCCGAUCGCGGAGUUGGGGAUCGAACCGGCGGACGGUAGUGACCAGGUGUACCACCACUCCGACCCUCCCGAAAGUCCCCCCGAUCGGCCAGAGGUAGCGGAGCAGAAGAAAGGAGCUCGAAGGAGAGAGGCGGCAAACGGCAAGGCACCAGCUACCCGUAAGAUAACUGCGGCUGGUAGGGCAACCUUGGCCGGUAAAGAAGCCGUGGCCGGUAAGGCAACGUUGGGGAGUAAGGCAAUCGCGGCGCAUAAGCCAAGCGCGGUGGGCCCAGAGGCGGUUGUGAGCAAGUCCAACGGUAAGAACUUGAAAAGAAAGCCUAGCGAGACUCGAACCGCGGAGUCGCCGAUGGCGGAUAGAACUUUGCAGGUAUUGGUCUCGGAUCCGGAGCCAACUCACCAAGUGCCACGAAAACGAUCGCGUCUGGUGACUCAAGCGAAGGGCCGGGGUGACCAAGCACCGUUUGCCACGACGUCUGAACAGGCAAGUGGAAUCCAGACGGAGGUUUCGGUUCAGUUCCGUGAUAGCCAGAACAGUGGGCAGCCCAUCAUUCAGAAGCCUAGAGAGAAGAGGGGAAGUUCCGAUUUGGCAGGGCCUGAGUUGACGGCGGGCCCGGAGUCGACGGCAGGGGUAGGGGUUGAGCAAGGAGGGGUCGAGACGGUGCAAGCGGAGGUUGAAGAUCCAGGCACCGAACGGACCGGGGUCGAGCCAGCAGGGGUAGGUAGUGCUGGGCAGGUAGUUAAUGGCGACAGUUCUCGAGGGUCGGCUCAGCCGUACAAGGCCUUUGUGAAUCUGAAGGCUUUCGCCGACACGGUGAACGCCGUUCUGAAGCACCAAGUGCCGAACAGUCCCAGUUGGGUCACGCCCCGACCGCUGGACCAGGACCCGGGACGAGAAGCACCAGCCGCCGAAAGCGAGACCGCACAGGAGGUGUUAGCGGACCGGAGGAUAGCGAAGGAUCCGAAGGGUGGUGCUGACGCGGGUGGUACCGAAGUGGACUCAUUCCUGCAUGACAGCCCUCUGCCGGCGGACUGGAACGAACCGCCACAGGCUGUUGAUGAGGAGCCGGUGGCCAUCACGGACGAGCCAGCGGUUACUAUGGACGCGCCAGUGGCUCAUAGGGAACCUACCAAGCCCGUUAGGACGACUAGGUCGGCAGGAAGGAAGAUGGCUCAGACUAAGGCUAAGGUGAAGGCCAAAGCGAAACCCAAGUUGGCGAGUAAGAAGACGCAAGAGGUUAGAUUAGCUAGCAGACAAGGUAAGGUAGCAGCGAGUAGAGCCGAUGGGGCGGACAGUCAAGCACUGGUGCCGGUUGGAAAGGACCUGGCGCUGGUAGGAGAGGCGACAUUGCGUCUGUCCGAGGCCUCGCGGCGGUUGCGUCGGAUAUCGAUCUGCGAGGUGUCCUCAUCUGACGACGAACGUGCCUUCUCGGCGAUGAACAAAGAAGGGAAGAUCGUGCGCUGUCGGACAAAGCGCGUGCGGAUCCCGGUGCUGAAGUGGUGGGCCGGCGAGCGUAUCGAGUACAAGUCAGUAGAUGGCAGCCUGACCAACACCAAAGCCACGGCCGUGUUCAAAGCAGACUUGGUCGAAGAACAGCUUCUCGGCAGAGUCGGAGGUGGCUCCCGCAGACUCGGCAAGCCUCCAGAUCGCGCCCCUCCCGCCCUGACUGACAGAGUCAGGCUAGCUGACAGAGCCAAGAUCCAGGACGAGCAGGGACCGGUCGCAGAUAGAGAGCAGGAGGAUAACCAAUGGAACGUCAGAGAAGACGUGGACCCACGAGACGACCGGCGCCACCGUCGCGGUCCCGCCGCUCGGGAACCUGAAAUGCGCCUGGUCAAGGUGGACGACGACGCCAGACCGGUCAGGCCUGCCGGGCCGGCGGGGACUGGAGGAGUUGAGACGCUAGUCGACUUGGACGACGGGUCGUUAACGAGCGACUCAUCACUUGGCGCCAGCUCAUUGCUGGCGGCGGGCUCUGGAUCUGUGUCUGGCCUAGGACCAGGUCCAGACCUAGGUCCAGACCUAGGACUCGGUACAGUGGUGGGUGCUGUGACCAACCUCGGUCCAACAGAGAAGGCCGGCGGCGUGUUUAAUGGUGUGCGUUAUGAGCGUGCGGUGAGUGUGCCGUCGUUAGACUUCGAGUGGUGGGAUCGUUCGGUGAAGGAUUCGAUUCGGGCGGUUCCGUCUGCGGGUGCUCGGUACAAGUCUGUGGAAUUGGUUCGUCGUUUCGGUAGCAAGCAGGAUUGGCAGGUGAUACGUCAGGGCGACUGUUGUUACCGGAUCUUAAUGUUGCAUAAAACAGUUCGGACACGGUCGAUGGUGAUCCGAUUGGCGGCCAAGGAGUCGCGUGGAAUGGACCUCACUCGUGGGACGGAGCUGCUUUUCUCUGUGGUAAAAGGCGACCAUGUCAAGAUCUACAGCAAGCCCGAUCUUGACCUCAUGAAAAAACUCCAACUCGACUCACCUCCGCAGACCGCCUUCACCUUCCACCUCAGCACCGGUCAACUCGCCCGUAUCCCACAGGUCUUCCUCUUCGAACUAGCCAACGGCUCCGCCCUAACGGACGCCGUCAUAAUGCUUCACAUAAUCGCCGGCAACGACUCCAUCUUUCAACAAUAA
Molecule: messenger RNA, 4332 nt
Organism: Gregarina niphandrodes
Lineage: Eukaryota; Apicomplexa; Conoidasida; Eugregarinorida; Gregarinidae
Exons: 2
Coding region: 1-4332 (1443 amino acids)
Source: RefSeq, a predicted model, not a curated record